CGGAAAAAAUUCACCCCAUAAUCUAUUCUUCAAUGAUAAUCACUAACUUUGGGCAUGACAGCUUCAGUGUCCACCAAUGAUGGUCCUUUCUGAGAUGGCAUCUGUGAUUCAGCAGUUCAGAACUUAAUGAAGCUGAUGAUUCUAUGACAAUGUGGAGAAAUCAUGACAGAAAAUGUGGUUUGUACUGGGGCUGUUAAUGCUGUAAAAGAAGUGUGGGAAAAACGAAUAAAGAAACACAAUGAAGAUCUGAAACGAGAGAAGGAAUUUCAACACAAGCUAGUGCGGAUCUGGGAAGAGAGAGUAAGUUUAACUAAGCUCAAAGAAAAGGUCACCAGGGAAGAUGGAAGGGUCAUUUUGAAGAUAGAAAAAGAAGAAUGGAAGAGUCUCCCUUCUUCUUUACUGAAGCUGAAUCAGCUACAGGAAUGGCAAAUUCAUAGAACUGGUUUGUUGAAAAUUCCAGAAUUCAUUGGAAGAUUCCAGAACCUUAUUGUGUUAGAUUUAUCUCGAAACAUAAUUUCAGAAAUACCUCGAGGAAUUGGACUGCUCACUAGACUUCAGGAACUGAUUCUGAGCUACAACAAAAUCAAGACUGUCCCCAAGGAAUUAAGUAAUUGUGCCAGCUUGGAGAAACUAGAACUGGCUGUUAACAGAGAUAUAUGUGAUCUUCCUCAAGAGCUCAGCAGUCUGUUAAAACUUACUCACCUUGAUUUGAGUAUGAACCAAUUUACUACAAUCCCUCCUGCUGUGUUGAACAUGCCUGCUCUUGAGUGGCUGGACAUGGGAAGCAACAGACUUGAACAACUUCCUGAUGCCAUAGAAAGAAUGAAAAGUCUGCAUACAUUAUGGCUACAACGGAAUCAAAUAACAUGCUUGCCAGAAACAAUCAGCAAUAUGAAAAACCUGGGCACCAUUGUUCUCAGCAACAAUAAACUGCAAGAUAUUCCACUAUGCAUGGGAGAAAUGGAAAAUCUGAGGUUUGUCAACUUCAGAGACAACCCACUGAAACUGGAAGUAACACUUCCUCCCAGUGAAAGCGUAGAUGAAGAGGAGGAACGGGAAUUAUUUGGCCUUCAGUUUAUGCACACAUACAUACAGGAAUCACGGAGAAAAGCAGAUGAUGAAGUCAAUUGUUUGAUUACUUCACCAACUUCUAUAAAUACUGAUGAAUAAUGUAAUUCAAAAUGCCCUGCCGAAGAGG
Molecule: messenger RNA, 1198 nt
Organism: Marmota flaviventris (yellow-bellied marmot)
Lineage: Eukaryota; Metazoa; Chordata; Mammalia; Rodentia; Sciuridae
Gene: Lrrc39
Product: leucine rich repeat containing 39
Molecular function (GO): protein binding
Source: RefSeq, a predicted model, not a curated record